Messenger RNA from Colletotrichum aenigma, 456 nucleotides. RefSeq lists its product as uncharacterized. The record is from RefSeq and is a predicted model, not a curated record. Lineage: Eukaryota; Fungi; Ascomycota; Sordariomycetes; Glomerellales; Glomerellaceae. Bases 1 to 456 code for a protein of 151 amino acids. The transcript is spliced from 2 exons.
AUGCAAUUCAAGACCCAAUUCGCGAUCCUCGCGGCUCUGGCCCCUGUUCUGCAAGCCCUGCCUGUUGAUAAUGGCGGUGCAGCUGUGGCCCGAGAGGUCAACGACAAGCGUGCGCCGGAUGACGCCGAUGCCGCUUAUGGCAUCUUCUACGCCAACGGAGCUGGUAUCAAGGCUAAGCGUGAUGAUGCCGAUGCUGCGUAUGGUAUCUUCUACGCCAACGGUGCAGGCACCAAAACCAAGCGGGACGAUGCCGACGCAGCCUACGGAAUCUUCUACGCCAAUGGUGCGGGAACCAAAGCCCGACGUGACGAUGCUGACGCAGCCUAUGGCAUUUUCUAUGCCAACAGCGGCGCGUCGAAGGUUAAGCGUGAUGAUGCUGACGCUGCGUACGGUAUCUUUUAUGCCAAUGGAGCGGACUCCAAAGUCGAGCGCGAAGAGACCAACGUCAGCGCGUGA